AUUGUGCCAAAAAUCAAUGCAGGAGAGAAGCUACUUUGUGAGCUGGGCUGCAGGCUGGGUCACCCAGUAGGGCAGGGCAGCUUAGCCUUAGGUGACAAACUGAUGAUGAGCAACCCAACCUUUGUGUACAAGUUUCUGCCCUGGGAUCUCUCCACUGUGUACAAGGUCUGGCAUCCCAACAUUUUGUGCAUCCUCAAGCUCAUAGAGGUCUGCGAGGGGAAGCUCUACAUCAUGAUGGAGGCAGCAGUCACUGACCUGCUGCAUUUGAUGCAGCAGCUGGAGAAGCUGUCCUGCACCCCUGAGACCGGGGACAUCUUUGCACAUUUUAUGAGGGGCAUGCACUGCCUUCACAACUGCAACUUAGUUCACCGAGAUCUCAAGUGUGAGAACGUGCUGCUUAUCACUGAUGGCCACUGGGCCAAACUCAAUGACUUUUGUUUUAGCGAGGAGGCCAACAGCUACCCAGACCUGAGAUCCCCAUUCUGUGGAUCAGCAGCCUAUGCUUCCCCAGCAGUACCAAUGAGCAUCCCCUAUGACACUAAGAAGUGGAGCCUGAGAGCGAUACUCUACAUGAUGGUGAUUGGCUACAUGCCCUUUGAUGCUAUCCACAUACACAGCAUGCUCCAGCAGCAGAAGAAAGGGGUGUUGUAUCCCAGAGGACUGUCGCCACCGUCGGAGCCCUGCCAAGCCUCCCUCAUUGCCCAACUACUCCAGUUCAGCCCAACCUCCUGGCCUGGCAUGGGGCAGGUGGCCAAGAACAGCUGGCUGAAGGGGGACAUCUUAGUGAGGGAGCCCUCCUCAGAGAUCCUGGGAGGGCAGUAA
Molecule: messenger RNA, 822 nt
Organism: Cuculus canorus (common cuckoo)
Lineage: Eukaryota; Metazoa; Chordata; Aves; Cuculiformes; Cuculidae
Product: testis-specific serine/threonine-protein kinase 6-like
Biological process (GO): intracellular signal transduction; cellular response to glucose starvation; protein phosphorylation
Molecular function (GO): ATP binding; protein serine/threonine kinase activity
Source: RefSeq, a predicted model, not a curated record